AUGUUAGGAGUCACAGGCCCAGUACGAUUUUAUGACAAUGAACGGAAAGCCAGCAUCUUGCUUAAACAGAUCCAAAAUGGAACAGACGUAAAAGUAGGAGAAUACAGUGCUGCCAUACAACAUCUAGAUCUUACUCUAGGAGAUCCUCUUAAAUGGACUGGGAAAUAUCCACCGAAAGAUAGGACAGUUCUGAUUAUUGAGCAUACCAGAGUAAACAAGACAGCUUAUGCCAUUUUAGCGACUUUGGCAAUUUUAGGAAUAUUCAUAGCUGCAUUUUUCUUAGCGUUCAACAUCAAAUACAGAAAUCAGAGAUAUAUUAAAAUGUCCAGCCCUCAGCUGAAUAACUUAAUUAUAGUUGGAUGUAUGAUAACGUAUACGAGCAUCAUCUUUUUGGGCUUAGAUUCGGGUCUUUCAAGUAUUGAGGUAUUCCCUUACAUAUGCACAGCUCGGGCUUGCACUCUAAUGGCCGGGUUUUCACUGGCAUUUGGAUCAAUGUUUAGUAAAACUUGGAGAGUUCACUCAAUAUUCACCGAUGUAAAACUCAAUAAGAAAGUGAUUAAAGAUUACCAGCUUUUUAUGGUGGUUGGAGUUUUAUUAUGUAUCGAUGUUGUUAUAAUGGCUACAUGGCAAUUUGCUGAUCCUUUCUAUCGUGACACCAAACGCGGCGAGCCAUAUCUUCAUCCGUCAAAUGAAGAUGAAAUUAUUAUACCGGAAAACGAGUACUGCACAUCUUCGAAAAUGACUAUAUUCAUUUCUUCCAUUUACGUAUACAAAGGUCUUUUGAUGAUAUUUGGAGCAUUUUUGGCAUGGGAAACUCGACAUGUUUCCAUUCCAGCUCUAAACGACAGCAGAUACGUUGGCUUUUCCGUUUACAAUGUGGUAGUAAUGUGCAUUCUUGGAGCAGCAGUUGCUCUGGCUUUAGUUGACCAUCAAGACGCAAUGUUUCUGAUAAUUAGUUCUUUUAUAAUAUUUUGUACUACAAUAACUUUGUGCCUUGUGUUCGUUCCGAAAAUGCUCGAACUGCGCAAAGAUACCGGAGGCAGCAUAGACAAGCGAAUUCGUGCAACACUGAGACCCAUGUCGAAAACUAGACGAGAAUCCAGCGUAUCAGAAAUAGAAACGAAAAUGAAGGACUUGAAGGAAUUAAAUAUAAAAUAUCGAAAAACGUUGUCGGAAAGAGAUAGUGAACUGCAGAUGCUGAUAAGGCAAUUGGGCAAUGAAGCAAAUGAAAUCCUAGAGCAGAAAACUGAGGACUCUAUAAGUGAUACUAAUCGCCUUUCGGUACCACUUUUACGCAAAGAAAUGCCAAGUGCCACUGAGACAAGUGACCUAACAUCUCUUUGCAGCCUUAGUUCACAAGCAGACUAUGCAUCAUUGCAUCAUUCGGAUAGUCAAAAAAAGAAAAAACUUCCAGCAACUAACGAAACAUCUCCUAAAAAAGUUGUAAAUUCUCCCAAAAGUAAACGAAUCGAGAAUGAGCAAUACAACCAAUUGCUGCCAUCACAGCAAACGAAUCAUCCCAAAAGCAAACCAGCAAUAAUUCAACAGUCCCAACAGCAAAUUAAUGGAACUGUGUCAAGAACUAACACGGAUACCAUUAAGGCAGAAAAUAAUAUUAAUAAGGAAAGUAUAAUGAAAUUGGAUAGCAAUUACAACACUGUAAAAGAACCAAGUAAGGUGGUUUCGAUUGCUGAUAAAAUCGACAUUCAAAGAUGUGACACACAGAUCAAGCCUUACCCGAGUGAACAACUAGAAAAGAAGAGAAUUUCAACAUUGGAGCGGCAGGGUCGAAGGACGCCAACUCAUGAACGAAGAGUGUCCAGGACGGUCGGGGCAGUAGAUUCAAUAGAAAUCCAAGAAAAGAGAAGAAGCAGCAUAAAAGCUGUUGAAAGUGUCUUGGAGGACGACUUAGUUGUAAAAGAAGGAAUAUGCCACAGAAGAACGAGUGUUCAGAGUAACAUUCGCACCACCCCCAAGAAGAAGCCGGAAUGCGGCACUCACGUGGUGGCUAAAAGCGAAUUAUGGGACACAGGGAGUCAACAUAGGUGCCAAAAGGCGCAUCAAAAGAGUAGUAGAGUUAGCAUAUCACAAGAUGAAGAUGAUCCGCACAUACAUCGCACAACAUCCGAAAGGAAUCGGCACGGCUCUCAGAGGGAGAAACGUGAAAAAUCACCAGCUAAAUCGAAUCCUUCCGAAGCUGCCAGUUGCAACAUGUUAGGAAAUAUCCAGAGUCAGAAGCUGGGCUAUUUUACUAGCACACCUAAUGUGGCGGCGGCAUUAAAGUCUAGUACUCAUCCCCCUAAACGGGACAAAUCCAUGUAUAAUGCAACCUCUGAAAGUGAGUUAUUGGAUCGUGAAAUUCUGCCGAUUUUCCAGAAAUUGUUGACCGAAAGAAAUAAAAGCCUGCAUAACAUAGACUAUUCGUUCGGUCGUUCGUGUCCGAAUAUUAGUAUUAAGUGUGAUAUAGUUGAAUAUUUAUAGGUUUAGAAUCUUCUUUUUAAUCUUAGCUUUAAAGCGAUAACGAAAUUCUAAAAUGAAAAUAUUAGCAAAGUAAUAUGUAAUUUUUAGGCACGUGAAAUCGAAGUGCGAAUGUAGCAACGUGUAUUUAUAUAUUUUAGUUUGUAAACUUCAAAGUAAAUAAUGAAAAAUUAAGUCUGAAAAGUACUACGUGCACGUACGCGAAAAAUGUAUAGAAGCAAACACCUCAGACUGUUUAGUGAAUACAUUGAUAGAUAUUAUUUCACGCGUAAAAUUCCACAUGAAUUUCAAAUGUUAAUUUGGGCUAUUAUUUAUUAGCAAAUUAAAAUAGAAAAUUUCUAGCAGUCGUGUUCAAGGAACGUAAAAAGCACUUUGAUCAGAUUUAAAAAAAAGUUAAUUCAGAUUUUAUUAACCUAUAACAAUUAAGAGCAAUUAAAUUGCUGGUCCCUCUAACCGAAACCGAACCCGAAUAUUUUCAAUAUUUUCCAGUUUUACAGUUAGAACAUGGAGUUUUUUAGAUACGAUGAAAAAUACAUAUACUUAGUGCAAUUAUUAGAACUGAUUACACAGGGUUCUAGUUCAUACGCAUAUUAACAGUGAUAUUAAGUCAUAUUACUAUAAAUUAUGCUGUUAACUAAAUCGCGUCGAUUAUGUUCCUCUUAUAUGUUGACAAUCUUCAUGUUACUAUUACUCUUUACAGGAUGCGCUCUUACAAUUAUUAAUUAUUUUUUUAGCUAAGAUGAACAGAAGAAUUUUAUAGAAUAUUCUAAACAUGUUGUCAAUUAUUAUAUCAGCCCUGUUAAAUUUCUGAAUAAAUGAAAAGUUUAUAAAUAGUAA
Dendroctonus ponderosae (mountain pine beetle) is the source of this 3315-nucleotide messenger RNA. Its product is annotated as gamma-aminobutyric acid type B receptor subunit 2-like. Bases 1 to 2481 code for a protein of 826 amino acids. Gene Ontology annotation, cellular component: G protein-coupled receptor heterodimeric complex; membrane. Gene Ontology annotation, molecular function: G protein-coupled GABA receptor activity. Lineage: Eukaryota; Metazoa; Arthropoda; Insecta; Coleoptera; Curculionidae. The transcript has 12 exons. Gene Ontology annotation, biological process: gamma-aminobutyric acid signaling pathway; G protein-coupled receptor signaling pathway. The record is from RefSeq and is a predicted model, not a curated record.